This is a messenger RNA of Phytophthora nicotianae INRA-310, 1638 nucleotides long. RefSeq lists its product as hypothetical. The transcript has a single exon. The record is from RefSeq and is a predicted model, not a curated record. Gene Ontology annotation, biological process: protein dephosphorylation. The coding region runs from base 62 to 1444 and encodes 460 amino acids. NCBI's taxonomy places the organism in Eukaryota, Oomycota, Peronosporomycetes, Peronosporales, Peronosporaceae. Gene Ontology annotation, molecular function: protein serine/threonine phosphatase activity; cation binding.
GUCCAAAUUCCCAGGACGUUAAACGCGCCGGAACACUCGCAGACUCUCCCGGUGGUGGCCCAUGCUGACCGUGUUGCGAGCCCGAGGCCGCGCCCUGGCCGCCGCGCGACCGUCUCGCCCGUCACGCUCGUCUCCGGCGGCACUGGUGACCUCACAGUCGUGGCUGCAGUCUGCUGGCGUGCAGCGCGCAGUCCUCUCAACGUCUCCGUUCUCGUCCCCGACUGGUCAGAAUUCUGAGUUUCCAGCAUCUGAAUUUGACGGGAGGAGUCGACUGUGGGCUGGACUUGCGCUGGCAGCAGCGGCCAUGACGUUCGUAGUGUCGGAGACAGCCGCAGACGCGAAGGAGCCGGCGGAGGAGAAGGAGGACCCCAAGGAGAUCGCCAAGCAUAUCAAUGAGCAAAAGGAGGAGGUUAAAGCUGCUGCCAAGCAGAACGAGACCAAGAAACGCACUUUACGGAAGAGGAAGACCAGUGUGCGAGACGGCAACAUGGUCGUAAGCACAGCUGCCGUGCGAGGAGACCGCGCCUACAUGGAAGACACGUCGUAUGUCUCUUCCUGUAAGCGGUUUGCUGCCGUGUACGACGGCCACGGAGGCUCUGCUGUAUCACAGUAUCUUCGCAAUCAGCUCUUCUCGAUGAUCUCACCGGAAUUGGCUCAACUGGACCAGCAGAUUCUAGCGGAGAAUAAAGAAGCGAACAAUGUAGCAGCGAAGUCGAGUCGGCGUCAGAAGGUGGAGGCUGUGCUGCGAGACGCAGUGCGCAAACUGGACCAGGAGGUGAUUGCCAAGAACGAGUGGAAGUUCCAAGGUUCUACAGCGGUGGGAGUGCUUUUAUUCGAUGAUGUACUGUAUUCUCUGAAUGUGGGAGACAGUCGUGCAGUGCUGUGUCGAGGUGGAAAUACCGUCGAACUUACACGAGAUCACAAGCCGAACGACCCACAGGAACGCGCAAGGAUCGAGUCAUUGGGUGGUCGAGUGCAGUGGUACGGCUAUGUGGAUGCUCAAGGCGAUCCAAUCGAACCAUAUGGGGCGUACCGAGUUAAUGGAAAUUUAGCAGUCGCGAGAGCUAUUGGAGACCGUGACUCACGGCCGUUUGUGAUCGGAGAGGCCGAGAUCCGACAAUAUGACAUUGAGUACGACAAGGACGAGUUUAUUGUGAUCGCGUCGGACGGACUCUGGGAUGUGUUUACUAGCAGCGAAGUGGUCGAGUUUGUGCAAGAUGUUAUGAGCGGCGAAGUCGGAGGACGUGAGGCCUGGAGCAGCGGAGGUCAUAGCGACACCCGUGUGCCUAUUUUCGAGUGGUCACAGCAGUAUACUAGCGAUCGAUCGAUGAUCAAAGCGGCACGUAGGCGACGGAAGGUGCAGAUCGCCAAUUAUUUGGUACAGGAGGCGCUUUUUCGCGGCACAUCGGACAACGUGUCCGUCGUGGUGGUGUGGCUGCGCUGACACUGCUCUCAACAAUAGGUCUCAGUUGCUGUCCGUGCUUCGAGCCACGCCAUGAGAUGACGGCGAGCUCGUGACACGGCAGCGAAAAUAUUCGUGCGUGACGUAAGCUAUCUUGAACCUGUAUUCUGAUGGAAAUUCAAACACUUUAUUUUUUUCUAAUGCAAAACUUGACUUGGUUGAAUGUAAAAUUGAAG